UGACGUGACAACCCCUGAGACAUCGUCAUCAUCAUCAUCUGCGGUGCCAGCAGGUUCCAUCCUGCGUAUGUCGACAGCCACCGCAACUGUGACAGAAGUGCACAUGCCUGUAACGGACACAUUCCUCCCUUCUGCAGGGACAGAUAACAAAGAAUUUACAGUGACAACAGAGACAGAAACUGUGAUCCAAAGCUCAGGGAUUCCAGGUUACUUCCCAACUACUGUCACAGCUAAUGGCCCAGCUUCAACUCAACCUCCUGAAACUGAGCACACAAACACACCCUGGCCUCAAUCUACUACGUCCACUUCUCCGACAGACAUUAGCUCAAGUUCCUCACAGAGCAGCAUUACAACACACCAGACACCCAACAGAGAAACUCUGACCACAGAAAAUGAAUCUACAAACUCUCCUACACUCCUUACCGACAAAUUAGUGCCUGAAUCAAGCCUGUCAUCACACCUUACCUCAGGAUCUGUAAGCGUGGAGAUGCUGACCACAACCACUAAGGUACAUCAUUCAACAUCUACUUCUGCUAGCAACACACCUCCAUCCAGUGCAUCAGCAUCAGCGACUCCAACUCCAUCAUCUUCCUCCACACCACAGUCAACGCCAACUAGCAGCUUGCACACAACCACAAAAUCCAUAGCCACUGUGUUGACCGAAAACAAGACACUAAUUGUCCCUGGAACAGAGCACACCACUGAUCAUACAAUUACAACACCUGUAUCAGCAAUGCCUUUAAGCUAUGAAGCAAGUCAAUCCACCUCACCAGAGCCCAAUAUAACAACUUCAUCACAUCUAACCACAGUCUCAAACUCUUCCCUACCAUUAUCAGCAACAACAGCAACAACAAUACCUACCACAAAGUCAGUGACAUCACCAUCAAUAUUAAACACUUCAGGUAUCCACAGCAGCAGCCGUUACCGACCAUUCAACUACUCUAUCAAGCAUAACCCAAACUACAACACAAUUGUCUACAACCAAAACAGUUUCUCCGCUCACAACAUCUAUACUUACCCAAACAGUUCCCCAGGAUCCAGCAACCGACGACAGCAUUGCACCCUCCACAGGUGCAGCAUCAUCUGCAAUGACAACCAUGCCAUAUCAAUCCAUGUCACAGCUGACAUCAAGCAUGACAUUUUCAGAGUCCAACACACACAUAUCUACCACCCAAACAAAAACUACCAAUAUCCCAUCACAACUAACAACAUCCCCAGAUGCUGCUCACAUGUCAGGCUCUUCUGAAGGCACAAUCACAAAUAUACCAGUAUCCUCUCCAACAUUGUCUCAACUAACAGCAUCUACUAUGGUAGACAUUGUAACUGACUCUACAAG
This is a messenger RNA of Alosa alosa (allis shad), 1336 nucleotides long. Its product is annotated as cell wall protein DAN4-like. NCBI's taxonomy places the organism in Eukaryota, Metazoa, Chordata, Actinopteri, Clupeiformes, Clupeidae. The transcript is spliced from 3 exons. The coding region runs from base 68 to 1246 and encodes 392 amino acids. The record is from RefSeq and is a predicted model, not a curated record.